UUAGCUGGACCAGUUAUUGUGGAGCCGCAUGUUACAGCAGUAUGGGGAAAGAAUGUUUCAUUGAAGUGUUUAAUUGAAGUAAAUGAAACUAUAACACAGAUUUCAUGGGAGAAGAUACAUGGCAAAAGUUCACAGACUGUUGCAGUUCAUCAUCCUCAAUAUGGAUUCUCUGUUCAAGGAGAAUAUCAGGGAAGAGUCUUGUUUAAAAACUAUUCACUUAAUGAUGCAACGAUUACUCUACAUAACAUAGGAUUCUCGGAUUCUGGAAAAUACAUAUGCAAAGCUGCUACAUUCCCACUUGGAAAUGCUCAGUCCUCUACAACGGUAACUGUAUUAGUUGAACCCACUGUGAGCCUGAUAAAAGGGCCAGAUUCUUUAAUUGAUGGAGGAAAUGAAACAGUAGCAGCCAUUUGUAUUGCAGCCACUGGAAAACCAGUUGCACACAUUGACUGGGAAGGUGAUCUUGGUGAAAUGGAAUCCACUACAACUUCUUUUCCAAAUGAAACAGCAACAAUUGUCAGCCAGUACAAACUGUUUCCCACAAGAUUUGCUAGAGGAAGGCGAAUUACUUGUGUUGUAAAACAUCCAGCCUUGGAAAAGGACAUCCGAUAUUCUUUCAUAUUAGAUAUACAGUAUGCUCCUGAGGUUUCAGUAACAGGCUAUGAUGGAAAUUGGUUUGUAGGAAGAAAAGGUGUUAAUCUCAAGUGUAAUGCUGAUGCAAAUCCACCACCCUUCAAAUCUGUGUGGAGCAGGUUGGAUGGACAGUGGCCUGAUGGUUUAUUGGCUUCAGACACUACUCUUCAUUUUGUCCAUCCACUGACUUUCAAUUAUUCUGGUGUUUAUGUCUGUAAAGUGACUAAUUCCCUUGGUCAAAGAAGUGAUCAAAAGGUCAUCUACAUUUCAGAUCCUCCUACUACUACCACCCUUCAGCCUACAAUUCAGUGGCAUCCCUCAACUGCUGACAUCGAGGAUCUAGCAACAGAACCAAAAAAAUUGCCCUUCCCAUUGUCAACUUUGGCAACAAUUAAGGAUGAUACAAUUGGCACGAUCAUUGCUAGUGUAGUGGGUGGGGCUCUCUUCAUAGUACUUGUAAGUGUUUUGGCUGGAAUAUUCUGCUAUAGGAGAAGACGGACGUUUCGUGGAGACUACUUUGCCAAGAACUACAUUCCACCAUCAGAUAUGCAAAAAGAAUCACAAAUAGAUGUUCUUCAACAAGAUGAGCUUGAUUCUUACCCAGACAGUGUAAAAAAAGAAAACAAAAAUCCAGUGAACAAUCUAAUACGGAAAGACUAUUUAGAAGAGCCUGAAAAAACGCAGUGGAACAAUGUAGAAAAUCUCAAUAGAUUUGAAAGACCAAUGGGUUAUUAUGAAGAUCAAAAAAUGGAAAUGAAGUUUGUCAGCGAUGGACAUUAUGACGAAAAUGAAGAUGAUUUAGUUUCACAUGUAGAUGGUUCCGUAAUUUCCAGGAGGGAGUGGUAUGUUUAGCAAUCACUAAAUGUGACUUAACAAUGUAUAUUGUUUCAUUCAUACUAGUUGAUCAUUUUCAGAUUGUUCAUACUUUUUCUUGAGGAGGAAUAAGCUUUUUCAACUUGAUUUUCAAGCAUACUUUUUAUAUUCUAAUUUGACAAAUGAAAAUGUAAAAUCUGGGUUCAAUGUAUCUGAGCUGCUUUACAAUUUAUUUUCAAUGCUGUACUACUGUCUCAAGAUUUAAAUUUUAAUGCAGAGUACUUUAUUGGUCUGAGGCACACAGGUAAGAAGAAAUGUCAACAUUAAAUGUAUGACUUUUUUGGUACAAAAAUUAAAAAAAAAAAGGAAACUACCUUGGCAUUGUGUAUUAAAUGUUUACCUAAGACUAUAAUCUCAAGUAUAAUGUUUGUUAAAUAUAUACCUCUCAAAAUUGAUCACCACUAAAUGAUACUACAUCAAAAUUGACGAUAAAGUAAUUCAAGAAAUGUUUAUAUAUAUUUUUAGUAUACAAAAAAUAUUCAGCCUGAUGAAACACCUUUCCUUUUCAAACAUUAUUUUCUAAGUUUCUAUACAAAUGGAAUCUUUACCUCUGCAUUUUAAUGAGCCUUGCCAUAGUUAUUGUAGAGUGGCUUUUCAAAGGUGUUUUGUUGCACUAAGACUCUAGUAGUAAAUGCAGUGACAUGAUGUGUGGAAGAGCAUAUGAGCUGAUCAAUGUUUUGUCCAAAAUACAUACGAGAGUAAUAAAAGCGCCUUUUAAACAU
Messenger RNA from Ceratotherium simum simum (southern white rhinoceros), 2228 nucleotides. The record is from RefSeq and is a predicted model, not a curated record. NCBI's taxonomy places the organism in Eukaryota, Metazoa, Chordata, Mammalia, Perissodactyla, Rhinocerotidae.